UGCCAUCCUUCUGACUGCAUGAAGAAACGUACAUGGCAGAGGUCCUGAGAUCGACAUAGUAAUCACGGAUUUGUGAUACGAAACCGUGGGCUGUGCCAUCAAGCUUUUACGACCUCUGUAACACACGACCUUUGUCAAAGGUUAAAGGUCAAUACGAGAACGAGACUAGUGCGCGAAGUUCGAAGUCAACAUGUCCGCCGCAAGAGAUUUUAUUGCUCCACCAAGAGAUCAUUCUACCCCAAAACAUUCGUCUAAAUUGUGUGCAGAACAAAAUGAGGAACACAGUCAGAGAAAAUCACUGCAGACUUUGCAGCCAUCAGCUUCAAAUGACAAUGCACUGGUUGGCACAAAAGGGCCUCAUUCAGGAAAGGCCAGCAAAAGCUUGGAGAAGUCUAGGCCCAAAAUCAAGUUAACUCACGGUCCUGUCAAGGUUUUUUAUGAUGAAGAUGUUCCUGCCACAUGUGAAAGAAAACCGUCAACAGAAGCCAAGGAAACACAAACAGAUGACAGUUUGUUAGAAGAGCUGAUUCAAGAACGACUGUCUCAGAAGAAGAUGGGACAUUCUUCUAUAGAAGAAGACCCUGAAGAUGAAGCUUACAGACUUAUGGUCAAAGAACCUGUUCCUGACAGCUACUGGAAAGAAAUAGCAGAGCAGAGGAGAGUGGCUCUCAAUGAAACACUAGAAGAAAAUAAGUCUUUGCACAGUGAAGUUGAGUCAUUGAGAGAAGAAAAUGAAAAGCUGUCAGAGUUGACCAGCCAAGCUGAUUAUCUGUCUUCCUUAUUGCAGUCGGUAGUGUCAGAUGAGGGAAGUGAAGAAAGCCAAAAUCCAUCUUUGGAUGUGGAGAGCAACCAGGUGAAUGCAACUGAGGUGAAAUCCAAAAGUGAGUCAAGGAGACAGGAUGAUGGUGGGGAUUUUGUGUCUUGUGGACAGGAUGAACCUGUUGAAAAGACGUGAACGUUUUAAGUUGGAUGUAGAAGUCAUAUUAACUGACCCCUUUCCUGAAGAUUUUGUAUCAUUUACACUGCUGGUUUGUAAACUAUUUCAGUGUGGAUGCAACACCAAGCUAGAUUUAUUCCAAAUUUCCUUGAUUUUUAUCUAACCCAAAUUGUGCUUUUUAAUCAUGAAAUAAAGUCAUCUAGGACUCUA
This is a messenger RNA of Pomacea canaliculata, 1147 nucleotides long. Its product is annotated as geminin-like. Gene Ontology annotation, biological process: negative regulation of DNA replication; negative regulation of cell cycle. Bases 191 to 955 code for a protein of 254 amino acids. Gene Ontology annotation, cellular component: nucleus. The record is from RefSeq and is a predicted model, not a curated record. The transcript is spliced from 7 exons. Lineage: Eukaryota; Metazoa; Mollusca; Gastropoda; Architaenioglossa; Ampullariidae.